AUGAACUAUGACGAUGCAAAAAAUAGUAUCUCACAAUUACAACAUUUCUUCACUGGAAUAAAAUACCAAAUUAUCGAUAACAUCAUUCACCACCCACAAGGUACAAUUCGAAAUGCAUGGGAAAUAUAUAUCAUNGAAAUUUUAUCGAAAUCCUAUGAUGAAGUUAGACUCCCCUUCGAUCAUGUUCAAUAUAUUGUGGACAAUUUACAAGUUAAGUAUCAAAUGAACUAUGACGAUGCAAAAAAUAGUAUCUCACAAUUACAACAUUUCUUCACUGGAAUAAAAUACCAAAUUAUCGAUAACAUCAUUCACCACCCACAAGGUACAAUUCGAAAUGCAUGGGAAAUAUAUAUCAUUCAUACGACAAUCUAUCAUGACUUUUGCCAUGCAACAUUUGGUAGAUAUAUUCACUAUAUACCGACGACAGUGGACGAUAAAGGUCAACUGUGCGUAUACAAUAAGCUGAAGAACUUUGGAAUAAAUAACCUGAAUGAGACAGUUUGGUUAUUGGCAAGUGAACAUCACUCAUCGUUGACAACAUGGGACAACUAUUACAAAGAUUCAAAAUCUGUGUUGACCUUUAAUUUACAUGCGAAUAGAUUUCUCAAAGCCUUUAUAGAAAAAUACAAUCCGCCAUCGGAUUACUUCAAAGUUUUAGACAUAGCUAUGGGCCGAGGAAGAAAUUCCAUUUGGCUGGCACGAAAAGGUUAUCAAGUAGUGGGAUUUGACGCUUCAAUCGAAGGAAUUCAAAUCGUCAAAUAUCAAGCAGAACGAUUCAAUCUAACUAAUUUACAAUCGUAUGUGGCAUCAAUCGAAGAGUUUUCCUUUGGUUUGGAACAAUGGGAUCUGGUUGUAUGUAUGUAUUUUCCACUCAUAAAUCAAACAAGCUAUCUGCGAAGAAUAGAACAAUCACUGAAGAAUGAAGGUCUACUGAUUGUAGAGGGUUUUCAUUGGGAUAGUUUAAGUGGUGAACAUCGAAUACCAACUGGUGUUACUUAUAGAACAAAUGCAAUUCCAUCAUUAUUUCCGAAUCUAACAACGAUUGUGAACGAAGAACCAGUUGAUUACAGUGAUUUUGGAAAUGAAAUGACAAAACUCGUUCGAUAUGUAGGACAAAAACACCAUUUCUCUGUUUCUCGUGUCAAUUAA
Molecule: messenger RNA, 1149 nt
Organism: Adineta ricciae
Lineage: Eukaryota; Metazoa; Rotifera; Eurotatoria; Adinetida; Adinetidae
Source: the annotation of a GenBank genome assembly